This is a messenger RNA of Ylistrum balloti, 2094 nucleotides long. RefSeq lists its product as uncharacterized. The transcript has 9 exons. The record is from RefSeq and is a predicted model, not a curated record. NCBI's taxonomy places the organism in Eukaryota, Metazoa, Mollusca, Bivalvia, Pectinida, Pectinidae.
AUGGCAUAUCCUAGCUUUGAGACGCAAUUUAGGGCGAAGUCAUUUGACAAAUACUCUCAGUGUCAAAGCCACGAAUUUAACUCUCGAGCUCAAGUGGAUCUUAUUGAGAUGCAGUCUUCCCCACAAGGCCAGUUCAAGUGGAUCAUGGUUUACCAAUAUUCUGAACCACCGCCGUCGACCAUUACCACCACUGAACCACCGCCUUCGACCACUUGUACCACUACUGAACAACCGUCUUCGACAACUACCACCACUGAACAACCGCCUUCGACAAUUACCACCAUAGAACAACCGCCUUCGACUACUACCACCACUGAACCACCGCCUUCGACCAUUGCCACAACUGAACCACUGUCUUCGACCAUUGCCACAACUGAACCACUGACUUCGACCACUAUCACCACUGAACCACCACCUUCGACCACUACCACCACUGAACCACCGUUCACUUCUUCAUCCCUUGACAGACGGCUUCAAGAUAUCAUCCAUCAGCGUAAAAGAGCACGAGCGGCUCAGCUAGGCCAGGGAGAAAGGAUGGUGAGGCGCUCCCGUAUUGACAUAAAGACGGGUGAAGCUGGAGAUAAUGUUGCCGUAUCCAUUCCCAUGGUGGACAGAGGUAGAGGCGACCCAAGAAAUAUCCCUGAAGUAAUUGUUGAUCGGGAUGAAAAUGACAUGUACAGAAUUGCGGUGAAAGCUGGUGUUUUGAAAGUUAAGUAUGCCAGGAAUCAGUUUGAUCUCUGUCCACAGCGACUAUUGAAUGACUAUGAUGCUAAUAGGAAAGUACAACCACACUUCGUCAGGCUAUUAAAUCUACAGCUUCUGGUGGACAGGGAUUCUUUCAUUGUGAUUGCAGCAAAGGCAAGAAACAGUGCCAGACAAACAGGUUCAACCCAUUUUGUCGAGCAUGGUAACAAUUCUAAAAUGUUCGAUGUUAUAGGAAUUGUAAGCAGCUUGAUAUAUGUUGGUGCAACCCUUGACCCCGGACUUGGGGUCCUAAGUGGAGGGGCAGGGUACUACAUGCUGGACGGACUGACCCUUUCAGCUGGAACCAUCCUGGGCUUGGAGUACUUUGUUGACCGGAGCUCUCAGUGGUCACCAUUCACACUGACCAUAUUUCGUCCAAUCGGUAACUCUGCCAAUACGACCCAGUACGAGAUCAUUGGCAUAUACCCCAUCAUACCACCACCUGUGGUAGUUACUGGGAUAGCUGGACAAAACUUCAGUAGUGCUGACUAUAUAGAGGUGACUGAAGGUGACCACAUCGCCUUCUACAAUCAGCUCCAAGACAUGUCCAUCACAGCCCAGUUUGAUGCCACUUCCAACUUGAGCACUCGAUUCUCUGUGCCAGCAAACCCAAUUCCUGCUGUAGGGGACACUAUAACCAUUGAGAGAGUGGGGCUUGGUCCAACUUUCUUCUCACUUCGAGUGUUGAUGGAGGAAUCCACCAACAUCGUAACCACGUGCCAGGGAGGAGGUUUCAGCAUAUGUGACCAGUUGUGCACUGAUGACGUCACUGGAUACUUCUGCAGUUGUGGUGUCUUUUACCAGCUGGACCCAACAGACAAUGCCACGUGCGUACCAAUUCAACGCACAUGUGCAAAUGAGGGAGAUAGUUAUUGUAGUCACAAUUGUACAGACACAAGUACAGGUUAUGUGUGUACUUGUCGUUCAGGAUUUACACUUCAGACUAAUGGAUAUUCGUGUUUGGAAAACAAUUUGAACGCCUUUAUUGGGGAGCAAGGCCAAACCGGACUGAAAGGAGAAAGAGGAUUACAGGGAGCACGAGGGCAGCAAGGCGUUGUUGGAGCAACAGGGCCAAUAGGGUGAAGCUGGAGUACAGGGAGUUCAGGGAUUUCAAGGAAUAACGGGUCCAGUGGGUCCCCAGGGAGCUGGAGGAAUCACCGGAAUAAAAGGAGACAAGGGAGAUACUGGACUGAAGGGGGAGAAGGGGUCUGUUGGUUCGGCUGGAGUCACAGGUCAAGUUGGUCCAAUGGGAAUGACCGGGGCUACAGGGUUACCUGGGAUAGAUGGACUGAAUGGCAUCAAAGGAGCAAAGGGACAAAAGGGAAAUAUAGGUAUGAACCUUUUAUUUGA